Messenger RNA from Striga asiatica, 483 nucleotides. Lineage: Eukaryota; Viridiplantae; Streptophyta; Magnoliopsida; Lamiales; Orobanchaceae. The record is from the annotation of a GenBank genome assembly.
AUGACUGCCGGGCAUGUGACGUGUAGGUGGUACCUGCCCGUCACGACCGUCCCGACCCGCCACUUGACCUGGCCAUUGACCUUGACGGUGAGUGGGAUUGCCCCGUCAACCAUAUCUCGAGCUAGGGCAAGCCCGUUGUACGAUGUCGACACCCCUGUGGCCCUGGUAGGCCGGCGGGAUUGCCGUGAAGUAGGUGACCUGCUGGCCACGGUAGGCGGCGUACGCGUGGAGGGACUCGUAAUAGAUGCCGAUUUUGGAGUUUGGGUUGCGGGCCGACACGGUGACUUGGAUGGUGGUCGAGACGACGUUGGGGGCCGAGAUGUUGAGCUUGAAGACGGUGGCGUCCUCGAGGGUGAAUGUGGGCUUCGUGGGCCGGAGGGCGGUCAAAGCGAUGAGAAUGGUGGCGAGCACGACGACGAGGACAAACACGGCGACGAUGCGGAAGACUUUUUGGCCGCGACUGCCGUCGUGUUUGUCGCAUAG